AGGCGGAAGUGGAGGCCGGAGCCUGGGACACCGCCGGGGGGAGAGGAGCGGAGCCUGUCCGAGCCCCGGCCCCAAGUAACGCCGCCGCCCCGGAGCCGCCUUGGAGGUCCCCCGUCCUCACUAAGUGCCUCUUCGCGCAGCACCGGCCCCCGCCCCACGCUCACUGGUACCACUACAGCAGGACGGGCCAUGGCGGGUCGGGGAGGUGCAGCGCGACCCAACGGACCAGCCGCUGGGAACAAGAUCUGUCAGUUUAAGCUGGUCCUGCUCGGGGAGUCUGCAGUGGGCAAAUCCAGCCUCGUGCUCCGCUUUGUCAAGGGACAGUUCCAUGAGUACCAGGAGAGCACCAUUGGAGCGGCCUUCCUCACACAGACGGUCUGUUUGGACGACACAACAGUCAAAUUUGAGAUCUGGGACACAGCUGGACAGGAGCGGUAUCACAGCCUGGCCCCCAUGUACUAUCGGGGGGCCCAAGCUGCCAUCGUGGUCUAUGACAUCACCAACACAGAUACAUUUGCACGGGCCAAGAACUGGGUGAAGGAGCUACAGAGGCAGGCUAGCCCCAACAUCGUCAUCGCACUUGCAGGGAACAAGGCGGACCUGGCCAGCAAGAGAGCCGUGGAGUUCCAGGAAGCACAAGCCUAUGCGGAAGACAACAGUCUGCUGUUCAUGGAGACAUCAGCAAAGACUGCGAUGAACGUGAAUGAAAUUUUCAUGGCAAUAGCUAAGAAGCUUCCCAAGAACGAGCCCCAGAAUGCAGCUGGUGCUCCAGGCCGGAACCGAGGCGUGGACCUCCAGGAGAACAACCCAGCCAGCCGGAGCCAGUGCUGCAGCAACUGAGCCCCCCUUGCCUGCCCGCCGCCCCCACCUCCUCCGCCUGACCGACCCGACUGGAAUCCACUCUAACCAAUCGCACUUAACGACUCGGGCUACCACUGGGGGGGCAGGGGGAGGGGUCCGCCAUGAUUUCUCCAUAGAAUUUUGAUCAUAGGCCGGAGUGAGUUAUUCCACCUGCACCUUUCUGUACAAAUACUAAUUCAAUUUUAAGUCUUAAGUCACUUUUUUAAUAUAUAUGAUCUUCUGCUCUUCCCACUUCCAGCCCUUUCUACUGCUCUCCCACUCUUCCUCUGCUGGUAGUAGCCACGUGCCCCUGUUCCCCCCCACCCUUGUAUGUGGGGAGGCGGGGGUUGGAGCAGUUACCCUUCUUUCCCUCUUGCUGAUUAGCAGACUCAGCAAGAGCAUCCAUAUCCUUACUGUGUUUGGAGUGGGUUUGGUUCUGGGUGGUGGCCCUAAGGGUCGAGGGAAGGGAGAAGCAGCUCUUCCCUCAGCUGGCUGUCAUCAGGCUGCAGCCCCCCCCCCCCCCACCCCCUGACGCACAGCUGGGAGAGA
Herpailurus yagouaroundi (jaguarundi) is the source of this 1389-nucleotide messenger RNA. It is a transcript of the gene RAB5C, whose product is annotated as RAB5C, member RAS oncogene family. The transcript has 6 exons. Gene Ontology annotation, molecular function: GTPase activity; GTP binding. Lineage: Eukaryota; Metazoa; Chordata; Mammalia; Carnivora; Felidae. Bases 190 to 840 code for a protein of 216 amino acids. The record is from RefSeq and is a predicted model, not a curated record.